CCAGUAGACCAGCGGAGACCAGAUGAACCAAUAAUGCAGCAGCAGUCGUUUUCUUGAAGAUAAACCUAGAUGAAAACUCCAAACAGAGAAAGCCCUACCAGAAGUCUAUUCAAGCCUAUGGAAGGAGUACACAUCACAGCAGAUGGCACUGAUUCAGCAAGCAGACACAGCGGGGAAAAGGGGGAACAUGAUCAAUACAAUCAUCAGACAGGACUCACCGCGCAUGACCUCCUCUCCAGCGACCCCCCUAGGAAACCAUGGCAACGCACCCGCUCCGGGGUCAAAGACUGCCUGUUGUGGGUGCGGUCCGUACUGGAGCCCGUGGCGGGUCUGGAGUGGCUGUGCCUGUGCAUGCUGGGAGCCGUAAUGGCCCUCGUGAGUUUUUUCAUGGACCUGAGUGUGGCCAAACUGCUGCGCGCUCAGCACUGGUUGUACAGUCACUUGGAAGGGCACAGGCUGCUGCAGUUCCUGAGCUGGACCGUGUACCCGGUGUCCCUCUGCACCUUAUCCUCUUCCUUCAGCCACAGCCUCUGCCCCCAGUCUGCAGGUUCCGGCCUUCCAGAAGUGAGGACUAUACUCUCAGGUGUGGAGCUGCCUGAUUACCUGUCCCUCACAAACCUGUUUGCUAAACUGGUGGGUCUCAUCUGCACCCUGGCAGCCGGGAGCUCAGUCUUCCUGGGGAAAGUGGGACCAUUCGUCCACCUGUCCACCAUGAUGGGAGCGUACCUGGACCGAAUGUGCGUUUCCAUGCGUGGAGGGAAGGAGGUGACGUCACACAGGGACAUGCUGGUGGCCGCCGCCGCUGUGGGAGUGGGCAGCUGCUUUGGAGCCCCGAUAAGCGGAGUGCUCUUCAGCGUGGAGGUGAUGGGCACUCACUUUGUCGUGCGGGACUACUGCCGCUGCUUCUUCGCGGCGGCCUGCGGGGCGCUGACCUUUCGGACGCUCUCCGUCCUCAGCGGGGAGCAAGAGACCGUGCAGGCCCUGUAUAAAACCAGCUUCUCCUCCGACCUGCCCUACCACACUCCUGAGAUACUGGCCUUCGCCCUGCUGGGGUUGCUGUGUGGAGCAGUCAGCUGUCUCUAUUUGUUCUGCCAUCGCCGGAUGCUGCGAUUCACGAAGACAAACAAACUCAUCAGCGGGAUCCUGGCCACAGAAAAGGCACUAUAUACAGGUGCGGUCGUGUUUCUCCUGGCUUCCGUCACCUACCCACACAGCGCUGGACGAUUUAUGGCAGGUGAGCUGUCCAUGAAGCAGCUUCUCACUUCCCUGCUGGACAGCCGACAGUGGUGGUCUCUAUCCCAGAAUGCCUCUGUGCGGCCGCCUCAGGAGUCGACCCCGGAGAGCCUGUGGCAGGAGUGGAGUCCCUCGGGGGUCUCAGUGUAUCACACACUGGCAUUCUUCCUGGUUAUGAAGCUCUGGAUGCUGGUCCUGGCCUGCACACUGCCCCUGCCCGCCGGGUACUUCAUGCCAGCCUUCAUCUACGGCGCUGGAAUUGGGCGUCUGACGGGGGAGGUUCUGUCCUAUAUGGUCCAGAAUGGAUUUCACGCUGAGGGGGAAAUCGGUCUAGUAAACCCGGGGGGCUAUGCUCUGGCUGGGGCGGCUGCUUUUUCGGGCGCGGUGACUCACACGCUCUCCCCCGCCCUCCUGGCCCUGGAGCUGACGGGCCAGUCCACUCACGCGGCCCCCGUCCUGCUGGCCACGCUGACCGCCAACGCCGUGGCCCGGUCGCGGCUCCGCCCCUCCUUCUACGACGCCGUCUCCCUCGCCAAGCGGCUGCCGCACCUGCCGUCGCUGCUCCGGGCCCAGCCAGAGUUGAGCUCCGUUCGGCUCGGCCAGGUUCUGUCUGGCGGGGGGGAGGUGCUGGAGAGGAGAGGGGGGGCCGCCGAGGUGCGCCUGGCCCUCGCGGCCAGCCCGCAGACCGCGUUCCCCGUGGUGGAUUCGCACGAAUCCCAGCUCCUGCUGGGUUCCGUGAGCAGAACCGAGCUCCAGAGGUUCCUGCGCCGUGUCGCAGAUGGACAAACGGAACCGGUUUCAGAUAUACAGUUGGGAGAUGUGUGUUUGAUCCAGCCAAUCACAGUCCAGGCCUCAGUCCAUACCACUGUCCAGCAGGCUCAUCAAAUUAUGAGCUUGCUGUCUGCACAGCAGCUGUUUGUGACUGAGAAGGGGAGGCUUUGCGGGUUCAUGACCUGGAAAGAGAUGAAGACGGCUAUUGAAGAUUUGGCCCACGGAAGAUUUGAAUGAAAUCCACACCCACAGAAGCAGAUGAGAAACCCAGCCAUUUGCAUACCCUGGGUAUUUUUGGACCUCACAGGAUCCCAUAGCCUGUGCUAAGCCCCCUCGGGCUCCUUUCUGUCCCACUAACGAUAAUUAAAAUGGAAUCUCACUCAUG
This is a messenger RNA of Anguilla anguilla (European eel), 2389 nucleotides long. It is a transcript of the gene clcnk, whose product is annotated as chloride channel K. Bases 70 to 2241 code for a protein of 723 amino acids. Gene Ontology annotation, cellular component: membrane. Gene Ontology annotation, biological process: chloride transport; transmembrane transport. Lineage: Eukaryota; Metazoa; Chordata; Actinopteri; Anguilliformes; Anguillidae. The record is from RefSeq and is a predicted model, not a curated record. The transcript has 20 exons. Gene Ontology annotation, molecular function: voltage-gated chloride channel activity.